AAUAAUUGUGACAUAUCUUUUGGAAUCGAUGCAUAAGCAUGUUUAAUAUCAUUAAGUAAUUCUUGUAAAUUAACACUUGAUGAAUUUUCUAAAUUAACAGAUGAAUCAUGUCAACAUGCAAUUGGUUCAAUAACAAAACAAGCAUUAUUAUGUGAAAAAGCUGUUCAUUAUUUACUUGAAAUACUUAAAAAACGUCUGAAACCAAAUGAACAAACACAAAUAAAAGAAACUGAUAGUGAAUAUUAUGAUUGUGCACUUAAAUCAGCUAUGAAUACGAAAGGACAUGUUACACGUUGUAAUGAUUGUCAACCAUGUGCAUUUUUUAAUUUUUUAACAAAUUAUUGGAAUAAAAAUAUUGAUGCUAUUGUACAAUGUACACGAAGUUCAUUAGAAACAAUACGUAAACGUUUACAACAACCAAUACGUUAUGUUGGUGAAGAAGUUAUACGUGAACAAGUACGAAAUCCAUUAUUUCGUACAGAUAUUGUUUUAUCAAUACCAAAUGUACUUGUUAAACCAAGUUUAGAUGAUAUGCAAUCACAAUUAAAUAAAUCAGCAAAUUCAAUGCUUAAAAUAGGACAAGAUAUACCAGAAUGGUAUCAUGCACAAAAACUAAGAGAAAUUACGAUUAAAGAAAUUGAAAAGCAAGCUCUAGAUGAAGGUGAAGAUGUUAAAUUAGCUGUACAGGCUAAAGCACCAAAACCAUUACAUAAGGUUUGUAAAUUUGUUAUUCUUUUUUGUGGUUGUUAUUUUUGGUUUUGGAGAAUUUUUUUCUUAUCAAAUAUCAUUAUUGAAUUUUGAAUAGCAAAAAACUUGGAUCUCUUCUCGUCCUAAAAAUGCUGAUGGACGAAAAAGUCUACCAAGGUCUAUAAUAGGAGAAGCAAGAGUAAGGAAUAAGACAUUUGUUAUUAUCAGAAAAUUGCGCAUUUUUAUUUUAAUA
Messenger RNA from Rotaria sp. Silwood2, 940 nucleotides. The record is from the annotation of a GenBank genome assembly. NCBI's taxonomy places the organism in Eukaryota, Metazoa, Rotifera, Eurotatoria, Philodinida, Philodinidae.